GGUCCCCGCCAGUUGGAGAGCUAGUGAAAUAUACGCGGCUUUAUUCUGUUUGGCAACUGCUGUAUUUAACUAUUUAUACAUAUAUAUUAUAAACAUGGUGCUACCGCUUUUGCAGCGCUCUACGCUUCGUGGCGUUCAACAGCUAACCAAGCCAUGGGCAAGCGCAGCGUGCAGUCUUCGCAUGGCCUCGCAGGAUUUUCGCGUGGAGAGCGAUACCUUUGGCGAGCUGAAGGUGCCCGCUGAUAAAUACUAUGGCGCACAGACAAUGCGCUCCCAGAUCAACUUUCCCAUUGGCGGACCCACCGAACGCAUGCCGAAACCCGUCGUCCAGGCCAUGGGCAUCUUGAAGAAGGCCGCUGCAGAGGUCAACAAAGAGUUCGGCCUCGAUCAGAAGGUCAGCGAGGCCAUCUCGAAGGCCGCCGACGAUGUUAUCUCUGGCAAGCUGUACGACGAUCACUUCCCCCUAGUCAUCUGGCAGACUGGCUCAGGCACCCAGAGCAACAUGAAUGUCAACGAGGUCAUCAGCAAUCGGGCCAUUGAGCUGAUGGGCGGCAAGCUGGGCUCCAAGACGCCCGUGCAUCCGAACGAUCAUGUCAAUAAGUCGCAGAGCUCCAAUGACACCUUCCCCACGGCCAUUCACAUCUCGGUCGCUCUGGAGCUGAACAACAAUCUGAAGCCGGCGAUUAAAACGCUGCACGAUGCGCUGGCCGCCAAGUCGAAUGAGUUCAAGGAUAUCAUUAAGAUCGGCCGCACCCAUACCAUGGACGCUGUUCCCCUGACCCUGGGCCAAGAAUUCGGCGGCUAUGCCCAACAGCUGGCCUAUGCUCUAGAACGCAUCGAUGCCUGCCUGCCCCGUGUCUACGAGCUGGCUCUAGGCGGUACUGCUGUCGGCACAGGCCUGAAUACUCGCAAAGGCUUCGCCGAGAAGUGCGCUGCCAAAAUAGCCCAACUAACCGGCCUGCCCUUUGUAACUGCCCCCAACAAGUUCGAAGCUCUAGCUGCACGCGAUGCCAUGGUCGAAGUGCAUGGCGUACUGAACACCAUUGCCGUCAGCCUCAUGAAGAUUGCCAACGACAUUCGGUUUUUAGGUUCGGGACCGCGGUGCGGCUUGGGUGAGCUCUCACUGCCAGAGAACGAGCCGGGCAGCUCCAUAAUGCCGGGCAAGGUGAAUCCCACUCAAUGCGAAUCACUCACCAUGCUCUCCGCUCAGGUGAUGGGCAAUCAGGUGGCUGUCACUGUCGGCGGCGCCAAUGGACAUUUCGAGCUGAACGUCUUCAAGCCACUGAUUGUAUCCAAUGUCCUGCGCUCCAUUCGCCUGCUCUCCGAUGGUAGUCGAACCUUUACGGCCAACUGCGUGAAUGGCAUACAGGCGAACAAGGACCGCAUUGCCAAGAUCAUGAACGAGUCGCUGAUGCUGGUGACAGCGCUUAAUCCGCACAUUGGCUACGACAAGGCGGCCAAGAUUGCAAAGACAGCGCAUAAGAAUGGAACCACACUGAAGGAGGAGGCCAUCAAUCUGGGCUAUUUGACAGAGCAACAGUUCAACGAAUGGGUGCGACCCGAACAAAUGCUGGGACCCAAAUAGACAUCAUUAUUGUCCAUCCCAAUUAUGCACCAAGUGUAAAGUCGACCUUGCUUUUGCUGUCAAGAUAUAUUUGAAAGCUGGACGACAUGUGUACGUCCGAGCAGCUCAGUAUCAGUCCGAAAAUCCAAUAAAAAGCAUCUAUUAUUUCUUCUUGAACAUAAACUCUAUGAAA
Molecule: messenger RNA, 1757 nt
Organism: Drosophila hydei
Lineage: Eukaryota; Metazoa; Arthropoda; Insecta; Diptera; Drosophilidae
Product: fumarate hydratase, mitochondrial
Exons: 5
Coding region: 95-1585 (496 amino acids)
Biological process (GO): malate metabolic process; tricarboxylic acid cycle; fumarate metabolic process
Cellular component (GO): mitochondrion; tricarboxylic acid cycle heteromeric enzyme complex
Molecular function (GO): fumarate hydratase activity
Source: RefSeq, a predicted model, not a curated record